This is a messenger RNA of Pleurotus ostreatus (oyster mushroom), 1458 nucleotides long. RefSeq lists its product as uncharacterized. Bases 1 to 1458 code for a protein of 485 amino acids. NCBI's taxonomy places the organism in Eukaryota, Fungi, Basidiomycota, Agaricomycetes, Agaricales, Pleurotaceae. The record is from RefSeq and is a predicted model, not a curated record. The transcript is spliced from 4 exons.
AUGGGACUUUCGUUAUCGAGUUCAGCUGGCUCGUCUGCACCCGCCCCAGUCUACUCGGGCAUUGACAAACUCACUGCGAUUCUCGAAGAUGUAGACGACGGGUCAGGGACAUCGCCAAUCAGCCAAAUCGCCAUCUGGAAGGACACUCUGUCGACCUUCACGGAGGGCCUGCGAGGUCUCCCAGUUCCAGACAAAUGUCACGUCGUCGCAAUGCACAUAUGCAAAGAGACAAUCCUCGUGCCCUACCACGAAAUGCUGCUCUUCGAAAUCGCUACCGAGGAACAUCAGAAAUACUUCCUUCGAGUCGACCGUUUCGUUUCGAACCCGAACAUGACUAUGUUCACCGCAUCAUCUAAUGCAAAUCUUAUCGAAAAGAAGGGCGUGUGUUUAGCUGAACACCAGGCCCAGGUUGCGCGCCGUGCCGAGUCAAUAGUUGGGCCCGACUUUCAGAAAGCUUGGUCGGCAUUCUUUAAGCCUAACCCUGCUUCCUUCCGCCGACUCCUUGACCUUUUGGCACUGGUUACUGAGGAAGAAUACGGGGACUAUAACCUGUGGGAUCGUAGUUGCUACUGGUUCUCCUCCGUCGUAUAUCGCACAUUCCGCAUGGACUUUCAAGCCAGCGAGGAAAUACAAGGGCCGGCGUACCCUAAUCUCGGCAAGUUCGCAAGGAGGGGAAAUGGUGUCGACCACCUCUCUGUCUAUUUGAAUGACCAUGGGAAACUCUACGACGCUUGGCAAGCCAACAAAUCAGCAUGGACGCCCAUAGCUCGAUUUCUGUGCAGAGAGAAGGGCAAAGGUGUUUUAAAGUACGACACUACACGCAAUGCCUUCAUCAUAGCCACCAGGACUGGGCUCGACUUUGUCAUAUUUAGCGGAGAAGGAUUGUCGGGAGACGACCGCCCCGGGCAUAUUGCCAAAGGGCCCUACUCCGCUGAUCUGAACGGCCGGUUGAUCAACAUUACUUGUCAUGGUUCGUCGCCAGUGGAUCUGCGGUUCAAGACUCGAGAUGACGCCAAAGUGAUAUUCACGGCCAUGCGGUGUCUAAUGAACGACGAGCCCUUCGCUAUUCAUCCUACUAAAAUCCUGGUGGAUCGACGUCAUUCCAGCAUGCUUAUCUCCCAAUCACCCUCUUGCCCCGGAUACCUCGAGUUCUCGGUCCGUCCCAAAUCUUUCUUCACUAACGCGUAUCAUUCAAACGCUAGCCCUCGCCAGAGUCAUGCUCUUCCCAGGCACCCUAACCUCAGAUUCUUCAAACCCCUCGACCUUAAGGCACUGCUAUUAGACAAGAUUACUCCCGGAAACGUCGAGUCCUACCAACCUUUGUCACUCGUUUGGCGGGAUGCCCAAAAAUCGUUAGUAUGGAAGAGGGAGUUCGUCUUGCAAACAUCUGAAGGAACCCCGGACGAUUCUUGGACAAGCUACUGGGAAGCCUACUUUUCGAACAAGAGAAAGGGAUGA